AUGUCUCCUACAGCGAUGAUACAGGAAGAAGCGAUGCCUACGACAGAGAAAGCAAAGGAAGAAGCGAUGUCUUCUACAGGGAAAGCAAAAGAAGAAGCGAUAUUACCACCCGACGCCUUCGAAUAUGUCAAUUCCAUCAAACUUCACCAGCCCGAAUUUCUCGAUCUGCGGAAGAUUGAGUGCGAAAGGAUCCUGAGCAGGAUUCAAGAUGCGUACAGUCUUCCAUUCUACGGAAAAUGUGAUCUCAAAGAACUUCUGCAAUGGCUACACCGGUUCGACUUCACCCAAGACGACGAAAUAUUUUUUAGAACAUUUCUCGGAAAGAUUAUGGGAGACUGGCGAGAAAAUCGUGUUUCGAGUUCACCUAUCCUCCAGACCCAAACUCACGAUUUUUUCCUGGAAGGUGGUUCAUUAAGAACAAUGAGAGCUGCGCACGCAUCUGACCCUGACGAUAAACAUGAGAAGGAUGAGAAGUCAAUGAAGCUUAUUCACGAGUUCGUCCCAGCUCUUCAAAUAGAGUGCGACGCUGAUACCGAAGAACGUGUUCUCCCUCUGCGAUUCGGCCUCCCUGUGGGAAGGCUGCUCUGCUGGAACAAGAAAGGGAGAACAUACGGUGACGAUGGUUAUAGUGCAAUUCAUCUUGUCUUCCAUCCAAUUGACAAGAGCUUUUGGAUCGUGGUGGAUCGCUACUUGGGCCCGGAGAGGUUUGACGAUUACCCCGAGGUGGAAGACGACUGGCCUGAUUGGGAGUAUCAGGACAAGAAACUCCUAACCCGAACCCUCCGCGACCGAUUUGAGAAAGGAGAUGAUAUUGUGAUGGCCGAGGCAUUCCGCCUGGGGACAAAAGAUCUUUGGUUCCCCCAAGGCUUCGGUCUAAGCGAGCUCGAUGGCGACAAGCCUGGAGACCCAGUUCCUAAAUACGAUGCAAGAGAUGGGCCGCCGACUAUCGAAUUCUCCAGCCUGCCAAAAGUAUCGCUGUUUCGAGACACCGAGCCCCUACAAGUUCGCUUCGCAACGCGCUCCAGCUUCCAGAGCUAUCUUACAGAACACGGGGUGGUGAAAGGACGCUCAUGGCGUAGUGUGUCUUCAGUGCCCAAUUGA
Molecule: messenger RNA, 1101 nt
Organism: Fonsecaea erecta
Lineage: Eukaryota; Fungi; Ascomycota; Eurotiomycetes; Chaetothyriales; Herpotrichiellaceae
Exons: 2
Coding region: 1-1101 (366 amino acids)
Source: RefSeq, a predicted model, not a curated record